Epithele typhae is the source of this 492-nucleotide messenger RNA. RefSeq lists its product as uncharacterized. The record is from RefSeq and is a predicted model, not a curated record. NCBI's taxonomy places the organism in Eukaryota, Fungi, Basidiomycota, Agaricomycetes, Polyporales, Epitheliaceae. Bases 1 to 492 code for a protein of 163 amino acids. The transcript has a single exon.
AUGUCGCCCCACGUCGGCGGUAUGUUGAUAUACGUAGCCGGGUUCCUCCUCUCCCCAGAACAGAUCGGUCACCUGUGCAUCAAGGGAUACGGUUUGUCGGAAGGUCUGGUCAACAACCGCGACUCUCCCGUCGACGCCGCAUGGCACCAAUUCUACGUCUACAAGACGCAAAAUCCUACCGGACUGAUUCCGAUGUUCCGCAAGAACAGUCACCUUCUAGACGAGGAUCUAGAGGGCUUCAUUCUUACUUGCCGUGUCGCCUUCAUCAGACCAGGUCUCAAGGAACCAGACUUGUCACUAGACAAAGCGUCCACGGCCUGUGCCGAUUUCUGGUUCCCGCCCUUUCUCCGUGGAAUGGACGAGUUCAAGGGUGUCCGAUACGUCCAGUAUCGAGUCCCGAUGCGGCUGGGAUGUCGUACGUUCUUCUUCUCAUGGACCGCGUCGUCCCUCCAGAUUCGAUCACACCACGUCAGCACCCAGCUUCAUAACUGA